UGUGCAUAUUAUACUGUGCAUAUAUAUAUAUAUAACUUCAAAAUGACCAGUGUAUGAAAGACGAUGGGCUGUCUUACCUCAAACAGCCCUUGAAGAAGUGACCUGAUGAAAUGCCCUCACUUCCCAAAAACGUCUCACUCUCGAGGUCUAAAACUUUCAUGUCUCCUCACAAAGUAACACAUACACAUGUAAUCUCUCCUGCUUUAUUAGAGGAAAUACAUUUCGCAUUCACAUUUGCAUUUAGAAAACAUUUUUUGGGACAUGACUGCCAAUUAGCAAAAGGCUGUGGUGGUGUGUGCAUUUUACUGAAAAGGUGUUGUAAGUGUGAAAAACAGCAAAGGUAGCUGGCACUUCCUGAUUGGUGAACACGCACACACAAGUGAAAUUGGGAUGGCAGUGUGUUAGAUUGUAAAGAUGCAUUUUGAAAUGCAGAUAUAUGGAGAGAUAUCCAUUUAAAAUACAAAUGAAGUCAAAGUAAGGCUUUUGUAUAGCCUGCUUAGUCAACAGCAGAUGAGCAGCAGCCAAACAAUGCAUAAUUUCAUCAUUCAUCGCAUCAUUUCCCUGUGUGUCUGCUCAAGCUGACAGAUCUGCACCUCUGCCAGGAAACAAGCACAACUUUGAGGUUACUUGAAUGUCACUCCAGUAUUUUUACUUUAUUUUUUCAUUCAUCAUUACAUGAUGUAGUACAAAACAGACAAACGUAAUCAUGAUUUAGGAAUGAAAAUAGCAAGUGAAUACAUGGAGGCUGUGGCUCAGGAGAUGGAGCGGGUGUCCUUUAAUCACAGGGCUUCUAGUUCUAUCCCUGGCUCCCCCUGACCGCAUGCUGAAGUGUCCCUGUGCUAGACAAUGAACCCCAGGAUGAUUCAGAUGGACAUACCAGCUCUGUCACUAUCAGUGUAUGAAUGUGUGUGUGAAUGAGAAGGUGUUGUCCGGUAAGGUAGAGAGGCGCUGUACAAUUGCAGUCCAAAUGAAUCAUUGCGGUAUUACAAUUUCUGACCCCAAAACUAGACAUAACAUAAUUAAACAGAAGAAACUACAAAGACAUUGAACAAUGAAAAUCUAUUAAUUAUAAUGAACUAUAGUUAAUAAAAAAGUUCCAUUUAAUAAUAUGGUAUUUUACAGGCCAGAGCUUGAGACACACAAAAAACAACUCAAGGCCUAUACCGCUUCUUUUUUUUUUAAGCUUUCAACUGCAUCUCACAGUCUUCCUUAGCAGAUGGAGUUACUUUUUGUUAAACUACAGUACUGUUGCCAAGGUCAUAAAAAUAGAAAACACAUGUAAAUGAUCUUUAAGUUAUUUGCGUCGUCAGUUCAUUUCCUGAGUGCAGCAAAAGUGUUGGUCAGUGUUCAGAUAAUAAAAAGGAAGUUAAAGAAAUAAAUUGUCAAGGAAGUCGUUGAAAUGAGGAAGCAUCAGCGCUCCACCACCUCACUAUGUAUAAGCACACAGACUGACUGUCAAUGUGGUCCAGCUGGAAAAUACAACCAGGAUAAACUGUGACUGUUUUCAUGUGGUAUUGACAGCAUGUUGUUUUGUUCGUCAGGAGCUGGCUGAAUUUAAGAUGAUCUAUUGACAUGUUGCUCUGACUGCUGGCAGUUGAUAUACUAAAGGACUGAAAGAACCGUACAAGAGAAGGAUCGACAUUCUGGAACUACUUCCCCACAUCGUAUACAGGUUAAUUGAUCCUUUGCAAGAGGACUUCCUUAAGGGAGCCACCAUCCAGAAGACACCAUGGCUGACACGGUGAACGCAUUGCCAUUCUUCUAUGGCAACAUUACCAGGGAGGAGGCAGAGGAAUACCUGCAGCAGGCCAGCAUGGGUAACGGCAUAUACCUGCUAAGACAAAGCCGAAACUAUCUUGGAGGCUUUGCACUGUCUGUGUUGUAUUCAGGCCGCUGCUACCACUACACCAUUGAAAGAGAACCCAAUGAAACAUAUGCUAUUGCUGGUGGGAAGAGCCACAAGACCCCCGUGGAUGUGAUUGACUACCACUCGCAGGAGAUGGAUGGCCUUGUGUGUCUGCUAAAGAAGCCCCGCAACAGGCCCAAGAACAUGCAGCCAAAGAUUGGGCCGUUUGAGGACCUAAAGGAAAAACUGAUCCGGGAGUAUGUAAAGCAGACAUGGAAUCUGCAGGGAGCAGCUCUGGAGCAGGCCAUCAUCAGCCAGAGGCCUCAGCUGGAGAAGCUCAUUUCCACCACUGCACACGAAAAAAUGCCCUGGUUCCAUGGAUCAAUAACACGAGAAGACUCUGAGCCCAGGCUUCAAAAUGGCUCCCGUACAAAUGGAAAAUUCCUGAUCCGACAGAGAGAUUCGAAUGGAUCCUAUGCCCUGUGUUUGCUCCAUGAACGACAAGUCAUGCAUUAUCGCAUUGACAGGGACAGGACUGGCAAGCUCUCAAUCCCAGAUGGCAAGAAGUUUGACACCCUGUGGCAGCUGGUGGAGCACUACUCAUACAAACCAGACGGUCUGCUGCGAGUGCUAACAGAGCCCUGUCCAAGACCCGACGGAGAAAUUGGGAUGAUAGGACGGCCACUACUCCCACGGGACCAUCCUGGAUUAACGUCUGCCAUUCAAAGUGCGGCAGGUGGAAUUCUCUCCAAACUCAUACCUGGCAUAAAAAAGAACCGGGGAUCUCGAUCCAACAUCUCAGAUAAUCUCAACCCUUAUGAAACCAGCGUGCCCAAUAAUCAAGCAGGCAGCAAAGAGGCGAUGCCAAUGGACACAGAGGUAUAUGAGAGUCCAUACGCAGACCCAGAUGAACUGAGGAGUUCUACAGUGAAUCGCAACCAGCUCUUCUUGGAGGACGGAGAACUGGGCUCUGGGAACUUUGGUACAGUCAUGAGGGGCAUCUACAAGAUGAAAAAGACUGAGAAGCCAGUUGCAGUCAAAAUCCUGAAGAACGAUGAUAACAACCAAUCAGUACAUGAGGAAAUGCUGCGAGAAGCCAAUGUUAUGCAGCAGCUGGACAAUCCUUAUAUCGUCCGGAUGAUUGGUAUCUGUGAGGCAGAGAACCUCAUGCUGGUCAUGGAGCUGGCUGAACUGGGACCACUCAACAAGUUCCUGCAGAAAAACAAGCAAACAACCAUAAAGAACCUCACUGAGCUGGUCCACCAGGUGUCCAUGGGGAUGAAGUACCUGGAAGAGCAUAACUUCGUCCACAGGGACCUUGCUGCCAGGAACGUGCUGCUGGUCACGCAGCACUAUGCCAAGAUCAGCGACUUUGGUCUCUCCAAAGCUAUCGCUGAGGAGCAAAACUACUACAAGGCCAAAGGUCACGGGAAGUGGCCUGUGAAGUGGUACGCUCCUGAGUGUAUAAACUACUUCAAGUUUUCAUCCAAAAGCGAUGUGUGGAGCUUUGGGGUGCUCAUGUGGGAAGCCUACUCGUAUGGACAGAAACCAUACAAGGGAUUGAAAGGAAAUGAUGUCAUGCAGAUGAUUGAAGGUGGGAGACGUAUGGAUGCCCCAGUGAACUGUCCACCAGAGAUGUUUGACCUCAUGAGGACGUGCUGGACAUACAAGGUGGAUGAAAGGCCUGGAUUUAAAGUUGUUGAGCCGAGACUACGAGAGUAUUAUUAUGACAUUGCACAGUGAUUCUUCCCAUGACUGUUAUGAAGUUAUGCACAACCAUCUGUUGAUGAGAAAAACUGUAUUAACUUAUGUAUGAAUGACUGGAGAUGAUUAUGAAUUACACAUGCUGUUGUAAAAUAUUGACUUCAACUGGAGGAUUACCUUCAAACUUUUAAACAUCGACAUAUAUUAUGCAAAUUACAUUUAUUUUAUUACUUUUGACUUUUCUUGUUCCUUCCUGAAUGUAAACAACAUGGAAGUUGUAAUAAACAUACACGUCUCGCUUAUUGUAGGAACAAACAGUCAUGUUACAGCUAACAAACUCCACAGCUGAUUCAUUCGGUAGAUAGUGAAUAUCUGCACCAUUGCAAUGCCAUUACAGUUCAACCUACACUCCUGGAAUCUCUGAAUGAUGGUCUGAUUGUUUCAGUGUAAUGGAGAGAUAAGACUAGAGGGUGUUUCUGUACUCGUGUAUGAAUAAAUUCCAUCACUGUGACUGAUCA
Messenger RNA from Anarrhichthys ocellatus (wolf-eel), 4068 nucleotides. It is a transcript of the gene syk, whose product is annotated as spleen tyrosine kinase. Gene Ontology annotation, molecular function: non-membrane spanning protein tyrosine kinase activity; ATP binding. Gene Ontology annotation, biological process: protein phosphorylation; intracellular signal transduction. Lineage: Eukaryota; Metazoa; Chordata; Actinopteri; Perciformes; Anarhichadidae. Bases 1730 to 3589 code for a protein of 619 amino acids. The record is from RefSeq and is a predicted model, not a curated record. The transcript is spliced from 14 exons. Gene Ontology annotation, cellular component: cytoplasm.